GAGGGGCAAAUAGAAGGAAGAGAUAUCUACCUCUGUGGAGAAUGGGUAAAUGAGAACGCUUUCUGUAACGAGUCGCAUAAUAUCUAACACAGGACUACGGACGUGUCGGCUUCAAGAAGGCAACAAGGGAGUUCACAAACAGGAUCACAGCAGUGCCGCUCUCAAUAAACCUACACACGGUAUAAAUAGUCGAUCACCAAAAGGAAGCAAGACAAGAAAUAAGCGGUUUCACCCCGGUCGAAACGAGCACGCUGGUUAAGCCAAAAGAAACAGCUGCACUUAUUUCUUCGUCGUAGAGUCAGUUUAAAGAAACAUACACUCGGGCUGGGUUUUCGUUUCCCCUCAGCGGGUGAUCAAACCCUUAUAGAUCCCCUCCUUCGACCCGUCGGGGUUUGCUUGUUUUUCUGGUCAGUCGUCCGGUGGGAAACAACCAUGGCAAUGAGAACAGUACUUUAUGCGCUACUUUUAAGUCUGGUGGCGUGUGCCUUCUCUCUAGCGGCACCUGCGGCAGAGUCAAGACUAUCCACGAACACAAAUUCCCCUCGGAAGGGCUCGGGAUCCAAGCUCCUGUACGGAGAUGCUGUGGAUGUGGUUGAGAAAAUGCACGGGUUCCUGUCCACGUUGACCAAGUUUGAAGAGGUGAAGGCCGGUGAGGGCGCUCGGGAGGAUGAGAUGAUACGAUACGGGAUACCAGCGAGGACCAAAAAGGAAAAUGUAGGAUUCCAGAUGCCGGGGUGGCGUAGAAGACGUCGCCGUAGCACAGUGGAAGAUGAUUUGGUGUCUGCGGCUUACUUUGACCGACUGGAUGACCAGGCCGACGCGAUGGUCAACAGCAUCAACAAAUUAAUGGAUGACUUGCAAAAGGUUCGACAAUAUUACGAGGGAAAGAAUGCGUACCGGGAGAGCCGACAAUUUCAUCUGCCGGGCUCGAGAGACUUAUCCCCCGCAGACAACCAGCUUCCCUCCCAGGAGUGAUGCUAAUACAUCCCGUCUAUGACACGGUAAAACAAUCAUACCAAGACAAAUUUAAUAAUAAUGAUAAUAAUAAAACAAAAAUGCAUUAAAAUGACUCCGAAUGCCAGGCUCACGUCACAGAUGUCCAACUUUUUACAAAUUGAUUUCUAAAAAGAUGGGGAUGUGUAGUGUUUUCAUUGAGAGACGUUAUAAUUAGCUUACAAGUGAUCAGUUAAAAAUACAAAAUUGUAAUGAGUAAACGCUGACGACGAAGGACUUUGACGACCACCUUGUGUAUAUCAACAAGGUACAGUGUAAAUUUUAAACAGAGAGACAACUAUAUUGAAGAUAUAGUACAAGCUGUAGUUAUAUCAUUGUUGAUAGAGCACUUUCGAUUUAAACUAUAAAGCACACAGCAAUAUUUAAAUACACGCUCUCAUGUAAUAUACUACAAACCCACCUCCAGCUUCAGCUGCUAUAGCUAACUAGAUUAAAAAGUAGCAACGCUGAUAUAGUGGUAUUCGCUCUGAGCACGCCGGGUUUCUCUCUAGCAUUAAACCGUACUCAAUUUUAUACAUAAGUGUGUAGACUUAUUGGCUGUAAAGUUAGUUUGAUAUUGGCCAUUGGACAAUCACAUGGCAUAGGUUUGUAAAAAUCCCAUUCGCUGUACAAACCUUCUUGAAUGUCAUAUGUCCAAUAUCGAUACAGCAAGAACAUUCGCUGUACAAACCUAUGUGAACGUCCAAUAUCGAAAUAG
Molecule: messenger RNA, 1711 nt
Organism: Asterias rubens (European starfish)
Lineage: Eukaryota; Metazoa; Echinodermata; Asteroidea; Forcipulatida; Asteriidae
Exons: 3
Coding region: 433-975 (180 amino acids)
Source: RefSeq, a predicted model, not a curated record